AUGUUUUCAUUUGGUGAAUUACAAACCUUUAAGAGACACAGAGGAGGAGGUGGGGCGGCAGAGCGAUAUAAGGUUCAAUGUCAGGAAUCCCCCACCCCGUCACGUAGCAAUGAGGUGAACGACGGUAUGCCGUACAAAUCACACAAAGAGAAGAAGUCCUUAUCUCGUCUAAACCUGUCCAGCGAGAAAGCCAGCAACAGUAAAGGACCGCUUUCAGACCUUGAAGAGGAAUUUAUUUUUGCCGCUGAGUUCGGGGACAUUCCGACUGUUAAGCGACUAUUGGAGGAACACCCAAGCCUCAAUGUCGAUUUCAGUGAUAUCCUUGGUCGCACUCCACUUCGCCUGGCGGUGGGCAAUGAACACUUGGAGGUUGUAGAACUGCUACUUGAUCGUUCGAAUGCUGCCAGCAUCCAUGAAGCACUGCUACAAGCCAUUAGUGCAGGUCACGAACAAAUUGCAGAGACAAUAUUAAAACAUCCCAAAUACAGAGACGUCAAACGAGAAAACAAACGUUUUGGAGAGACAGAUUACUUCUUUAAUACCACCAGUGAGGACUCUCCUUUUUCUUCCGAUAUCACACCUCUUAUACUCGCAGCAGAGAGGAAUCAAUUUGAAAUUGUCCAACUUUUGUUGUUAAGGGGUGAAACAAUCAGGAAACCCCAUCAUUACUAUUGUAACUGUCAGGAGUGUAGUAACAAGCUGGUCUUUGACCAAUUGCGAUUAGCCAAAACUCGACUGAACGCCUACAGGGGUCUGGCCAGUAGUGCCUAUAUAUCACUGUCCAGUAACGACCCCAUACUGACAGCAUUUGAACUUGCAAGGGAGCUCAGAUGUGUUGCAAAAGUUGAAAAAUAUUAUAAGAGUGAAUAUUUAACAUUAGCAGAUCAAUUAAGUGAGUAUGUGGUUCGGCUACUAGAUAAGGUUAGAGGUCAUGACGAACUUGAAAAACUUCUAAACAAAAAGAAGCGUGAGGCUGAUGAUGAAACAUUUGAGCAAUUAUCCAGAUUGAAAUUGGCAAUUCAUUACAAUGAAAAGAAAUUUGUGGCCCACCCUAGUUGUCAGCAGAAGUUGGUCAGUAUUUGGUAUAAUGACUUGAGAGCCAUGGAGCGCUCUAACUGGUUCUUCCGCUCUCUCAUGGUGUUCGGAGUCACCUCGGUGUACCCUUUACUGGCCAUUCUUUACUGGUUUGCUCCACAUUCUAAGGUUGGGCGCUUCCUUCAGUAUCCAUGUAUAAAGUUUAUCGGUCACGCCAUGUCCUUUGUUACUUUUCUCGUCAUGAUUCUGAUCUCCAGUGCUGAGGGAACGACAGACCUUACCCGCCUAUCGUCUUUCUCUGGUCCCUAUAAACACUACCUCUGGUACAAAAAUCACAGCCGUCUGACGCUUCCAGAAGACUUUGUUGUCCGCACGAGUCGGCCAGAAAUUAUACAGAUCGGUCUUAGUCUAUGGAUCAUUGGUAUGCUUUGGCAGGAGAUAAAGCAGGUAUUUAGUGAGGGUUUGUACGACUACUUUGAUUCUUUGUAUAAUUACCUGGAUGUGGCUGUACUCACGCUCUACCUGUCAUCCUUCACACUUAGAUACGUCUGCAUUUGGAAGGUAAACGUUGCUUUGAAAUAUUUUGAAACUCGUGAGCCUUGGGAACUGUUGUUAAGGAGUGAUCAAACAGCAGCACAACAGAUGUACUGGAUCAUCGCAGACAGGUUCUAUUGGGAUUCCCUAGACCCCCAUAACAUUGCAGAGGGACUGUUCGCCAUUGCUAAUGUCAUCAGUUUCACCAGAGUCUCGUAUAUUCUGCCAGCCAAUGAAAUGUUUGGUCCCAUGCAGAUCUCCAUCGCUCGAAUGAUGACGGACAUUAUAAAAUUUUUAGCGAUCUUUCUGGUAAUUCUGGUGGCCUUCAUGGUUGGUUUACAUAAUCUGUACUGGUACUACCCCAAACAAGUACGAGAGAAAGUCGAGUUCAUGAAAAAUAACAUAACAGUUCGCGCAGAGGAGGCGUUUGGGAUUCCAGACAAGACAGUGAGAACAGUGUUCUGGUCCCUGUUUGGACGAGGAGAUGCCACAAUUGUGGAGUUAGAUGAAUUCAAUCACAUUUUCACGCAGUACGUUGGAUACUGGAUAUUUGGUGCAUACAACUGGUGCAGUGUUAUUGUGCUUCUAAAUAUGCUAAUUGCCAUGAUGUCAAGGUCAUUUGAACUUAUUCAGGAGGAUUCAGACACGGAAUGGAAGUUUGCCCGCAGUAAGCUUUACAUGGACUAUAUAAAGUCAGGAGCAACACUACCCAUUCCAUUUAACAUGGUUCCCUCCCCGAAGUCAGUAUGGAAGCUGCUCUCUCGAAUUGGGCAUUGUUUUUGUAAAGGAGAGACAGGGGAUCUCAGACCACACCCAGGGCGAAUAAAAGAUGUGGAACUUUUUGCCACCAGUCCAACUGCAACGACAUCAGGUUGGGAUAAUGUACAGUCUCAACAUCAAGCUAAUGGUAUAAAGCGAUUCCGGGAGAGAAUGCAAACUACUAAUGGUUUUGUUAGAAGUGAUUCUGAACCAAACUUGUUUGAGGAAAAACUUACGUAUAAGAGAGUAAUGAAAAGAAUUGUCAAAAGAUAUAUCUUUGACAUGCAGAGGGAAAAUGACAGUAAUGAUGAUUUCGACGAAGUAAAACAGGAUAUUUCAAGCUUUAGAUAUGAAAUUUUAAAUCAUUUACAAUCUCGGGAACAGGAGACUAAAGAAUGCUGUGAAAAGAUGGACGUGAUGGAGCAGAAAAUGAAUCACCUGUUGAAACAACAAACAUUGCUACUCAGUAAACUAGCACAAACAAACAGUGUAGAUAUUAAUCAGAAUGGGGGAAAUCCUCAUGAUGUUUUACGUAGACAUGAUAACACUGAAAAUAGAAAGAGUUCAUCAGUUCCGUUAUUGACAGAAAGUGCUUAUUCCUCAUUAGAGGAACCUUCAUGUGAGGAGGAAAUCCUCCACCAACUGUCUCAGGCCAGAAAUCAGUACUUAGAGGACAUUCCCGAGGAGGAGGCGGCAUCUCAUAGGGAGGAUAGACGUCUAAUGGCCGUCAGACUGCGCUCUGACAGCCAGGACACUAAUACGUCAUCAAGAUUGUCACGACAACAGUCUCUAGAUGACGAAAAUUACUCUACAGAAGACGUCAUUGUUCACGUUCUGGACGAAAAUGACGUCAAAAAAUCUUUCGAUGAAAAACUGUGAUAUUUACGCAAUUUUUGUUGAAAAUUUGGUCUUAUUUAUACAUGUACAUGUAAUUACACUUUAAACAUUUCUGUUACGUCAUUUUUUUGUACUCGUUAAUCAAACAUUAACCUGUAGGAGUCCAGUAAGGAUUUCCUGUGCUAAAUUGUUCAAAUUUUUACCAUAUAACUCUUUCGGGUAACUUUUGGACAUGUAAACGGCAAUGUUUUAAGUGAGAUAUAUGUAGAUGCAGUUCCUUAUGAAAAGUCAUCAGAUUGUUUUAGCUCCACCCCUUUCAAAAGAAUGAUAAGGGAGAAACUAUUCGUGUCUUACAACCCUGAAGUUUUUCCUUUUUGGUCUGAAGAUAAUGUAAUGUGGAUAAACCGGGAAACAACAGCACGCUCGGUUAAUAUACAACAAUAUCAACAGCUAGGGUUGUAGGUCGGGAUGUUUAUAUGGUACACUUUUCUAUAGUGAGGGUUCAAAGGGCAUCAAACAGCUUGAUAUUGUUCAUAUUGAUCUGUAUUUGGCAAAUAUCCGUUAUAUACCUUGUAAAAGUUUUAUCGAGAACUGAUUUAAACCUGGGGUAGGUUUGUGCAGAAAAUUAACAUAUUCCACUUGAAUUCAAACGGAGAAGAUUCCACUGAAAUUGCUUUAUUUGGAUUGUUAUAAACAAAUACAUAUUUUGUGUAAAGUGCAUCACAAUAAUUGUUUUAUUUUACGUAAUUUAGAGCUAAGGUGUCUAUGGCUGUAAAAACUCACUACCCUACUGUUAUUUCCUGUGAUAAUGUAACAUUUCUCUCCUAUUUCGCUAUAUUUAUUUUCUGUUUAUAGAAAGAAUUACUUGUUUUAUGCACAUGGUAUUGGUAUUUCUUUUAAAGCAUUUCGAAACAACUCCUUCCAAUUUCCUCUAUCUUGUAAUUUAAUUAAUUAUUUUAAAAAAAAAAAAACUGUUCCAGAAGCUCUUAAUUAAAAAAAAAUCAUGUCGUUUAAAACCAUUAUCCAGAAGUGCCUAUAUACAUUAAAAGUUUGUAUAAAUCAACACACAUUUAUGGACAUUAUCAGAGCGAUUAUCUCAUUUAUUGAUCCCCCAAAUGAUACUGAAAUCCCUCGAGUUACGAAGCAUUCUUCUAAAUAGAGAUUUUUUUUAAUUUUUCGUUUCGAUUAAACAUGUUUUCUUUAUUCUCUAGGAGAUUACAAAUCGCCAAAAAAUUUAAUUCCUUAGAAAUAAUGGGAACAAUUUCUUGAUUCUUUUGUAGGUUAUUGAUCCGAUAUAUUGAAAUUCACUACCGUAGAGCGUCUAUAUCUAAAGGAAAAAGAAGCUUGAAAUAGGAAAAAAAUCCGUCGAGUUCAUGAAUUCAAGAAUAUUGUUCUGUUUUAAAGUAUAUUUUAUAACUAAAGGGGUUUCUUUGCAGCUCUUUGUUCAAAUUACUAACUAUUACUUGGAUAUUUUAAUUUAAUAAAGAAAAAAGAAUAAUUACCUAAAGAACUGCCUAUUAUAUAGCGAUCAGUUACCUUUUUUCAGUUAAGAACGACAGUAAAAAAAAUCGAUGGUGAAGAAUAUGGACAAAAACCUAGCCUUUGUACUCCAAGAAUACUCCGAGAUAUUCAGGUUUAAUUGCUAGAGUAGUUAUUUGCAAAAUUUAUACUGUAUACUAGAUUACACAGGAUUAUGAAUGAAUCGAAACUUAUAUUUGAUGAAAGUUAUUUAUAAACAAAUAAACGGCAUUAUCCUUCUCUUUUUACUGUGUUACAUGUGAAUAUUAUAGGAUGUGAAUUGCAGGUGUCAUAAACAACCCCUUCCACACAGUUUUUUAAAAUAUGGAAGGAAUUCUAGGUCCUUUCGUCCGAAUGACAGAAACUUGAGUUAUAAUAAUUAUUGUCAAAAUGAAUAAAUAAUUAUUGUUUUACCCUUA
Saccostrea echinata is the source of this 5102-nucleotide messenger RNA. Its product is annotated as short transient receptor potential channel 7-like. Lineage: Eukaryota; Metazoa; Mollusca; Bivalvia; Ostreida; Ostreidae. Gene Ontology annotation, cellular component: cation channel complex; membrane. Gene Ontology annotation, molecular function: inositol 1,4,5 trisphosphate binding; protein binding; store-operated calcium channel activity. The transcript is spliced from 17 exons. The record is from RefSeq and is a predicted model, not a curated record. Gene Ontology annotation, biological process: manganese ion transport; regulation of cytosolic calcium ion concentration; calcium ion transmembrane transport. Bases 1 to 3207 code for a protein of 1068 amino acids.